Messenger RNA from Helianthus annuus (common sunflower), 1431 nucleotides. RefSeq lists its product as uncharacterized. The coding region runs from base 1 to 1431 and encodes 476 amino acids. NCBI's taxonomy places the organism in Eukaryota, Viridiplantae, Streptophyta, Magnoliopsida, Asterales, Asteraceae. The record is from RefSeq and is a predicted model, not a curated record. The transcript has a single exon.
AUGACGCGGAGCGAUUCAUUCAUGAAAAAUCAGGAGCAAAUUAACAAAAACAACGAGCUCCAGUUCAAGAAUCAGCAGGCCGCCCUCCUCGAUCUCCAGAGGACAGUAGGCGGGCUUGCUAAGCAGUUACAGGAACACCCACCGGGUCAUUUUUCGGGAAACACUUUCCCAAAUCCCGCGAAUCAUUCUGUUAAAGCAAUUACGAUCCGUAGUGGGAAGAGUUUGGGAGAGGUUGUGAGAGAGAGAGAGGGUGAAGAAGUAGAGGAGGAAGUCGAUGAGGAGAUCGAGAUGGAGACUCCGGGUAAGGUGCAACAUAGGCUAGACCCAGCAAAUACCGCACACGCCAAGGAGUCACCAGUAGAGAAGAAAGAGGAGAAGCAGCCGAAGAAGGUUCGACCGCCACCACCUGUGAUUGAUAUUUCUCGUCUUCCGUUUCCCGCUCGUGCUAGGCAGCAGUUAUUUUCUAGGGAGUAUGAGAAAUUUCUUGAGAUGUUCACCCAGCUGAAGGUGAACCUUCCGUUCAUAGAGGCUUUGAGAUCCAUGCCUAAGUACGCUAAGUUCCUUAAGGAUUUUCUUAAGCGUAAGGAUAAGGUAGGUGAGAGUUCUAGUAAUCCGUUGAGUGGAGAGGUUUCUGCUGUGAUCCUAAAUAAACUCCCUGAGAAACUCACCGAUCCUGGCAUUUUCACGAUUCCUUGUUUGUUCGGUGGUGAUGUUAAAAACCACGCGUUGGCGGACCUUGGUGCUAGUAUUAAUUUGAUGCCAUAUUCAUUUUACGAAAAACUAGGCCUUGGUGAUCUGAAGUCAACACGUAUGACCCUCUCGUUAGCCGAUAAGUCAGUGAAGUAUCCUAGAGGGGUUGUAGAGAAUUUGUUAGUAAAAGUGGAUAAGUUUGUGUUUCCGGCUGAUUUUGUAGUGCUAGAUAUGGAGGCCGAUGAUAGAGUUCCGUUGAUUUUAGGGCGCCCAUUCUUGAACACGGCUAAAGCAUUGAUAGAUGUCUUCUUAGGCACAAUUACACUUAGAGCGGGUGAGGAGUCGGUAGUCUUUGACGUGAAUAAUACGAGAGGGUCGAGUGAGAGAGUUGAGGCGAUAGCAUCGGUAGAUGAGUGUGAGAAGAAUGAGAGAGGUGAGAAUAAGGUGGUAAGUGAGCCGAGCUUAGAAAAGGUGUUAAAACCCAAGUGUGGGGAUCCACCUGAUAGGAGAGUCGAAGAGUUGGAAGAGAGAGUGAGUACAUUAGAAUUCAAGAUAGAGAAACUGAGCAAGGCUCAGUGUGGGGAUAGGUAUAGAGAUGAUAUGUUUAGAUUCACACCGUUUGAUGACGAAUUGAAGGAGGUUGAGAGAUGUAGGAGAGAUACGGGUGAUACGAGAGAUCGUAGUGCUAAGGCCCGUAAGAGUUGGUUUGGAGGUGAGCUCCGCCUAUUUGAUCCUCCGUAA